Messenger RNA from Paramisgurnus dabryanus, 1943 nucleotides. Lineage: Eukaryota; Metazoa; Chordata; Actinopteri; Cypriniformes; Cobitidae. The record is from RefSeq and is a predicted model, not a curated record.
GCCCCUCCCUGCUGCACUGUGUCCCAUGUGGAUCUACCUGGAUGUUCUCUUUUCUACUGCUUCUAUCAUGCACCUGUGUGCCAUCUCCCUGGACAGAUACGUGGCCAUACGCAACCCCAUCCGACACAAUCGGUCAAACUCCCGUUCUCGAGCCCGGGCAAAGAUCACUGCGGUCUGGACGAUCUCUGCGGGGAUCUCUAUGCCAAUCCCAGUGCUGGGUCUGAGAGAUCACACCAAAGUUUUCAAAGAUGGCAGCUGCCUAUUGACUGACAACUCCUUUGUGUUGAUUGGCUCCUUUGUGGCCUUCUUUGUGCCAUUGAUCAUUAUGGUGGUGACCUACUUCCUGACUAUCAGUGCUCUGCAGAGCGAGACUACGCUAUGUUUAGACCAGCUGGUACCCAGGCCAAGAUGGAGUGCUGGGUUUACCCUAAACUUUCUUCCCGGCCCUGCGUUCUCCCCUUCGGAGAAAAAACUAAUCUUUCGGCGAUCAAUAAGCCGCGAGACGGGGGUGGAGUCCGGGGUAUCGACUCCUCCUUUCGGACGGCAUGGCGUGCAGUCAAUCAAUAAUGAGCAAAAGGCCUCCAAAGUUCUGGGUGUGGUCUUUUUCCUGUUUGUGGUCAUGUGGUCUCCGUUUUUCAUCACUAACGUUUUGGCGGUAGUUUGUGAGCCAAUGGCGUGCGAUGCUGAUGUCAUGAAUAGACUGUUGAAUGUGUUUGUGUGGGUGGGUUACCUUUCCUCUGCUGUCAAUCCCCUGGUCUACACGCUCUUCAACAAGACUUACCGUUCAGCCUUUGCCAGAUACAUCCGAUGUCAGUUUCACGAGGAGAGGAAACCGCUGCAGCUAAUUCUGGUCAACACCAUUCCACCACUGGCAUAUCAGUCCACACACCUGCCACUCACAGGAUCAAUAGGAAAUGGAGAUUUCUCGCUGCCUCGGUCCAGUAAACACCACCAUCUGUCCAACAGCAACAAAAAUGAGAGUGUUAGUUGCAUGUGAAUUCAAUAUACAAACUCACAGAAUGCCAACUUUAUUCCCAGACCGGACUAACAAUGACAUUAUUUUCUUCUGUUUUAUUUUCAUGUUCGGCAUUAUCUCCACAGUACCUCUAAAGAAAGCAGCUUACAUUGGCAACAAGGUCUAAAGGAUAUCAAUAUCCUACACUGACAAACAAAUGGCAUUACGGUCCCUGGGUUUAUCGCUGGGACAUCAAAGACCUCAUCUCACCUGACCUCAUCAUCUGCCCAACUGAAAAGAUCAGCAUAGGUUUUCACCAGCAUAUGUUGUAGUAUCCAUGAUGGGAUGUUGGUGUGCUUCAUAACUAGUUUGACUUGUCAUGCUGAUCAACCAGCUCCAGCUACAGUAUGUUUGGAUGGUGAACAGCAUGAUGAUUCGAGUCUAUCAACUAGAUAUGCACAAAACCAGAUCUAACCAUCAUAAGCCAGCUUGGACCAGCAUGGAUAUUUUUGUCUAAACUGAUCUUUUGAGUUGGGUGAUUUGAAACAAAGGAAUACAAUCCCUUGAGUUAUGAACUUGUAUAUAAAUGUUGAGUAAGAGUCUUGGUAUGAUGUCCAAAUGUUUAUUUUUUAUGUAGCACUUUAUAUUUAAGAAGGUAGACUCUAGACUUACUGUAUUGGAGCUCAGUGAUGUUUUGUUUACAUUGUCUGGUUUUUGAAAAAUAAGUCUUGAUAAAAUUGAGUAAACCUUGUGAUGUAACGUUUUGUAUUCGGUCAAAGGAUUUUGAUGCUGUAGACUCAUUCAUACAGUAUGACUUGACUUAUGUGUGGCUGGUUUAUCACAAAAGCAAACAUUUAUAUUAAAUGAAUGCAGACAGAAAUGCUCUCCGGAAGCACAAAAGCAAUUCAUGUAAUGUCUACAACAUGCACACACUUUCAAUUAUAAUACCAAGAAAAAAUUUGGUUUCCUAAAUGUUGUUGAAUGGACU